AUGGGAAGCGCACUUUUUAAAUUCUCAUGCUCCAAAGUUUCGGAUUCUAAUGUCCACGAUCAUUGCAGGGACAACAAGCCAAGGAAAAAAGUGGAAAAAACAAUAAGAACAUCAUCAACACCUUCAAGCUUAUCCUUCAGAGUCAAGCCUUCCAACAAAGAUAUUAACUCCUCUUCAACACCAGCCUUAAUGAAUUUAUGUCCUUCCGUACCUACUCUGAACGAUGUUACAAACGCAGAGAACGCCAGCAGUGGCUCCAAAUCUACGAAUGGAUCUCCCCGAAGAAGCAAUAGAAUUGUACCGCUUACAUCUUCAGAGCUGCAGCCACCGCGCCAGCCAGAAUCUUCUCCACUUCAAGCUACAUUAUCAUUUAGGACUCCUUCAUUAAUUGCAACAUCUAAGCUCAAAACAAAGGCUUCAAGCUUUGUGGAUAUGAAAAAGCAUGUUGAUCUCCUAUCGCCCAUUGUAAAUAUCGACCCAACAACUCAACCUAGUAACACAAUGAAAUAUGAUGAUUCUUCGUACUUUGACAAUUACAACACGUUGUCCCCUAAACCGAUUGACCAAGCUGUUUUACAAAAAGUCAUGACAAGAAAUCCUUCUGCAGGAAAUGUUUUACGAGAAAGCUUGGAGGUUUUUCGUUUUGGGGCAGUACAGCAAUAUAUAGAUAAUGAAGAAGAUUUGCCAAUGGAUGACGACGAAAUUAAGUCAGUGGAAACGGUGUCUACAACCUCUAGCAGCACAGUGGAAGUUGAGAUAUUCAACCAUUCAGCGUCAAAGGGGCUUUUGAAAACUAAAUCAUCAUAUCGGCUUGAGAGAACAGGAUCUGGUAUUAAGAAACCACAAUUAUCAUCAUUUCAUCGAUAUCACACUGUUUCUGAUAUCCAUAGAGCUCUUGUCGAAGAACACCAAAUGAAAGCUCUUUCAAAACACUCUUCAGUAGCUUCCAUUAAGUCGAAACACGGUCAAAAGCAGCGAGACUCGCUGGACUCUCAAGGUACAACAUCGUCAGGCACUGGAACUAGCGGUUCUGGAUCCUUGGUAAGAUCGCCGACUCCAAGAAUUGGAAAAAACAAGAGAGUUGAUGCAAAAGUCAACGGUAAAGAAGCUCUGCUUUUCUCUCACACAAUACCUGAGGAGCGACAUUUAGUUGCAAGUAUGAGCCUUAAUAAUUUGUUUUCCAACAAAACAAAUUCUUCAACCACAACUAAGAUUUUAGGGCCUGUUUCGAAAGCUGACCAGGAACGGAAGUUACUAAGAAAUUUUUCUUCUAAUCAAAUUAUUACAUCGAGUUUGGUCACGAAGGAGAAACACCUAUCCCAAAGCAGUCAGGAUUUGUUACGAGACUUAAAAAAAUCUUCUACACCUAAAGCGUUGAAAAAGACAUCAAGUUUUAAAAGCACUACGUCGAAUACAAGCACAGUUUCCAAAGAUGAAAUUUUAAACAGAGUUUUCAACACUGCUCCUUCCAGGCCUACCCUUCCUUCCAUUAAGCGUAAAAAGAAAGAAUCAAGGCUAAUUAUUGACCCAAAAACAGGAUCUAUUAAAUAUACGGAUGAAGAAGAUCUCUCAAGUGAAAAAAGCUCAUUAUAUACCACCAGAAGUGAUUUUUCAAGUCUCACGCCAAGUGACGAAACAAGAACAAAUUAUGGAAAUUCAGACAUUGUUAUCAACAUACAGGAGCCAAAAGAAGCACCUGAAAUUAUUCCUAAAUCAGCUCCUAACGUUACGCUUAGACAGCUAAAGCUUCAAAAAAUCCAAAAGUUGAAGGAACAAAAGGAAACCGAAGAAAUGAUCAUAGCAUACAUCAUGGACGAGAAAUACUCAGAUGCAGAAAUCAACAAUUAUCUAGGACUGUCGAUCGGUUCACACGAAUUCAUGGAUAUUUUCUAA
This is a messenger RNA of Naegleria lovaniensis, 1893 nucleotides long. RefSeq lists its product as uncharacterized. Bases 1 to 1893 code for a protein of 630 amino acids. The transcript has a single exon. The record is from RefSeq and is a predicted model, not a curated record. Lineage: Eukaryota; Heterolobosea; Eutetramitea; Acrasida; Naegleriidae.